Messenger RNA from Polyodon spathula (Mississippi paddlefish), 4181 nucleotides. Its product is annotated as plakophilin-1-like. Gene Ontology annotation, cellular component: nucleus; cytoplasm; plasma membrane. The transcript has 14 exons. NCBI's taxonomy places the organism in Eukaryota, Metazoa, Chordata, Actinopteri, Acipenseriformes, Polyodontidae. Gene Ontology annotation, molecular function: cadherin binding. Gene Ontology annotation, biological process: intermediate filament bundle assembly; cell-cell adhesion; cell-cell junction assembly. The record is from RefSeq and is a predicted model, not a curated record. Bases 166 to 2298 code for a protein of 710 amino acids.
GCGGCUGCAUUUCUCAGUUUGUCAGUCGGGAAAGCCACUGACAUUUUUUUGGACGGAGAACUGGAAAGUAAAAGUUGAACCUGGAUACAGUUGGCGGACACGGGUUGAGAACUUCAACGGUUGGUAAAAGUGUGAACAGGACAAACACAAUCUAUUAAAAAAAAAAUGUCUUCCAGAAACGUGACAACAACGUCAACUUAUUUUAAGACGGCGACAGUCCCCGCGAGUUUCCCCCGGGUGGAUAGCACGUCGCUGGCGCUGCCUUCGGACAAGACUAUGCUAUCUGGGGGUACCCUCGGACAGCAGCGCGUAACGGAGCAGGUUUACAGCACGUUGAAGAGAAACAAGACAACCCAGAGAAAUGAAAGCAACUCCUCGAAAGAAAGCUCAACACGACAGAAUGAAUUCAGUUUCAAGAUGUCCCCCACAACGCCUACAGGAAGUGGUUUCUUUUCAAGCAAUGUCAGCGGAAACCAAUACAGCAAUUACAGUUUGAAAAAACAGAAUAGCCUGCCGCCUAUGAAAUACCGUAAUAACAGCAUGGGGUUCUCAAAAAGACAGUUCAGCUACAACAACCAGAGGGAGAGCCAGUUCUCACCCACCAGCCCAGUUAACGGCUUCCAAACCUACAAGACCAUGACUACCAGUCGAAGUGAGCCUGAUAUACCACAGGUCGCCAAGUCGCCCACACUGCUCGACUACCAGAACAAACGCCACAGUGCGUACAGGUAUAUGACCUUGCCCAUUGUAACUGGAACCCAAGUCCAAACUACAGCCAACCAGUUCAACUCACAUCAGACAAUGGUAGACAGCGGUGGCAUGGCAGUUUCAAAACUCACCCUUCGCGAGGCUGUGGAUUGCCUUGGGCAGAGAGAUGAGAACCUGCAGUACAGCGGCGCCUCUUUCAUCCAGCACUCCAGCUUCCAGAAGGACAAGACAAGGCAGGAGGUGUAUUCUCUUGGUGGGAUUCCCAAGCUCGUGGACCUGCUCAGCAGCAAAAGCCCCGAGGUCCAGCAGGCAGCCUCCGGUGCGCUCCGCAACCUGGUCUUCAAAUGCCAGACCAACAAGAUGGAGGUGAAGAGGAACAACGGCAUCUAUGAGGCUCUGAAGCUACUGAGGCAAACCGACUGCCCGGAGAUACAGAAACAGCUCACAGGGCUGCUGUGGAACCUGUCCUCGGCUGAAGAGCUGAAGCCAGAGCUGGUCAGAGACGCUCUCCCAGUCCUCACUGAGAAAGUGGUGGUGCCCUUUGCAGGCUGGUCAGAGCAAGAUGUCCAGCUCGACAGCAGCCUGGACUCAGAGAUCUUUUACAAUGCCACAGGCUGCCUCAGAAACCUGAGCUCGGCAAACCAGAGUGACCGCGACGCCAUGCGCAACUGCUGGGGUCUGGUUGACUCUCUGGUCAGCUACGUCCAGGCCUGCGUGAGCGCUGACCGUCCCGAUGACAAGUCAGUGGAGAACUGCGUUUGCAUUCUACAAAACCUGUCGUACCAGCUGGAGCGGGAGGCCCCUGCCCAGUUCAGCCAGAUCAUCUCCCUGGCCAGCUCCCCGACCCGGGACCUCUCCACCAACGACUCCUCGUCCAUGGGCUGCUUCAGCCCACGUAGCAGCCAGAUCUCCCAGGAGAACUCCUUUUCUCCUCCUAUCCUGGAGGACAGCAACCCCAAAGGGAUGGGCUGGCUGUUCAACUCCAAGACCAUGCAGACGUACCUGUCACUGAUGGGAAAGAGCAAGAAGGAUGCAACACUGGAGGCCUGUGCCAGCGCGCUGCAGAACAUCACUGCCAACAGCGGAAUAGUGUCCAAUGUGAUGAGCCAGACCAUUGUGCAGAAGCUCAACGGGCUACCAGAGGUAUCGCGGCUCCUCAAGUCCAGUAACCCAGGCGUCCAGAAGACUGCCAUGUCGUUGCUGGGCAACCUAUCUCGAAACCCCAGCCUGCAGAGCGUCAUGAGUCGUCAGAUCUUGCCUGACAUCACGCAGGUCCUCACCAGUGGAGCACGCAACACGGCCUGCUCAGACGACAUGAUGGCCGCAGCCUGCCACACCAUCCGCAACCUCGUGGUCUCCAACCCUGAGUCAGCCAAGGGAGUAAUGGGCAACAGUGUGCUGUCCACGCUCUGCGACCUCAGCAGAAACGGAUAUUCCCCGAAAUCCAGCAAAGCCGCCGCCAUCCUGCUGUAUGACCUCUGGGGGCAGAAGGAGCUUCAGAGUUUCUUUAAAAAGCAAGGGGUGAACAAAAAUAUCUUUGUGAAUGACAUCACCAAUUCAGCCUAUAAAACCCUGCAGGGGGUGAUGUGAUGAGGCUAUGUGUGGGGAACUGGCCAAACAGAUAUAUUUUUUCUAGAAAGCAUGGUUUGAAUAUUUUAGAACAGAAGACAGCCAUGUCUAAAUGAUACCAAUGAAUGUAUUGCAGUUACUUUUAAAACGGUAUUGUGGUAUACAUGUUUGUUUGCUUCAUGUUUUAAUAAAUAAAUACAAACAUGUAUGUUUGGGGUUUGGGGGGGUGAUUGUAUUGUCAAUUAAAUGUAUUGUUCCUUUUUCUACAUUAGAUGAAAUGCUAAAUGUGUCUUUUUGUACUACAUGAUAUACAUUCUGCAGCUGAAGUCGAAGUAUUAUUCAAGCUAAGGAAAAAGGCUGGUAGCUAGGUGGCACAAUAGGUUAAAUGUAUUAACCUGGGUUAAGUGAGUUUGUUGGUCUCAACUUCGCCCUUAAGGGGAAGUUCAAAUCGCAAAACCACCAUUUGGUGCAAUUGACACCCAAAGGCACUUGCAGUCUCUGUGCAAAUGGAGACUGAACUGCCCCCUUAUCUACUAAGAGGGUUGCCCAGGGCAGACAUGGGGCAAUGUGGGGAAGCUCAGAUAGUCACUGCUUGUGCUCUCCCUGCUCCACUGAGAGCCAAGAUAGUGUUCUCGCUUUCCGGUUCACACACACCGCAAAGAUAAUUGCAAAUUAGCAUCUUACUCAUUUGCACUCAUUUAUGUGCUCUGUUAUUCCCACUGGUUUAUAUAACAGUUCUCUCAAUCUGCCUUGACCUGUUUUGGAGCUCGCCUGGAGAAUCCAGCGUGCCAGGACUAAACAGCCUUUCUCAUUUCAAUCGAAUCAUGUGACUUUUCAACUCUGCUAGCCCCGCCUACUCAGUCAUACACAGGGACAGAGAGAAUAGCAGCUGCUGGCAGUUCAAAGGUUAUAUUCUCACAUGAUUGGAACGCAAUGUUAGUCCCAGCACUCCAGACAACAAAAGGAAGAUUUAGAGACAAAUGUCAAGAACUUACUGUUACAGCAACAAAAUCUGGAACCUUGAAUGAGUGCAAACAUCAUAAAAUACUUUUUAUUUUUAUUUUUAAAGCAGUUAAAAUGACAUUUCUACUUACCUUUUUAAAUGUGGAAUGACGUUGGACUUAUUGCACGUUCUGAUUUUGUUCUGUGCAACAGAAGCACAGACUGUAUAUUGUCAUCACUGACAUGAUUAUCCUGCUCAGCUGGCAGAUUGUUUUUCUAGAUUUGUGUUUUAAAAUAUUUUGUCUUGAUAAGCCUUUUUUUUUUUUUUUUUUUUUUUUUUUUUUGCAUUGUAUCUUAAUAAACAGGAUUGUUUUUUAUUUUGUAACAUUGUUAUUUGGGGUUUACAUACAGGGUUUUAUUGUCCCUAUAGAACAAGCUCAUUGUCCUGCCAGUGAAACAUCUCAGUGUAUCUCUUCUGAAUGAUUCUCUGCUGCAUUAAACAGCAUGAUGAUAAUGAUCGUCAUUCGUGCAACUUGGUCUUUAACUGUGGACAAAAGCUGCCACUGGAAAUUUACUGGUUAGGCAAAUAUUAGUAAGGGCAUAUUAGUAUUGUUACCUAUACAUAGUUAGUGUACCUGCAUUUUGAAGCUAACAAUUUUUGAUUUGACAUUUCAGUGUUCUUGGGUGGCUGAGCUACUCUUAACAGCAAUAGUCUAGUUCAAAAACAGGGGUCUCUUUUACUCAGCUAAUGAAAUCCAAACAUUGUUUUAUAAAAGGCAGAAGCGUUUAUUGUGUUAAAAGAUGCUCAUUCAUGUAUAGCUGUUUGAAAUGAAAAUGUAUUGUGUGUGUCAUUGUAAGGAACAGAAAUGCGUGUUGAUGUCUUUAUUAUGCUGAUGUAGAAAACCAAUUUGUCAAAAAAAAAAAAUGUUUAUGAAAAAAACACAAUAAAAAAAUAAACACAG